UCACUCACAACAGCACCCUUGUUUUCCAUAGGGAACUGUGUUCAAAAAUAUAUAAGUACAAUGAAAGUUAUCGCGUUUGUGUUCUUAAGUUGUGCGCUGUUAGAGGCUUACGCGUAUCCAUACUACCCGUAUUAUGGAAACGUCGACUCACUAUCGUACGGUGCAUCGGACAACAGCCGUGGCGGCAUGGUGCUGAGCCGGUACUACAACCCGUACUACAACCCACGCGUGGGCGGCGGGAUGGCGGCCUUCAUGUUCAAGCCGCCAGAGGACGCCCAGCCCAGCCAGUACUACCUCCCCGACAGGCGCCGCCAGACACAGGAGCCCAACUUCGUCCUCCCACAAGAAAACGAAGUCUACUACCCUCAAAACCAGAUACCAGAGAAACCCGCCACGGAACCGACGGAAAUCGCCGACCCCACGGAGAAGACCGAAGUCUUCUCCACCACAGUGAAAGCUGUAGUGCCAGAAUUGACUGAACCUGAAGUCGAGGAAGUAGAAGAACAGAAGCCAAGAAAGGUAUCAAAGAAGAAGCAAGCGAAACGGCCUGUUGAUGACGAGGAAGACGAGGAGCAGCCUAAGAUGCCAACUGGGGCGUUCUUCCCGAUGUUCUUCGGGUGGGGCAGGAACGGGGGAGGCGCCCCCGGUGGAGCCACCGCCAUCGCCAACGCCUACAGCACCGGCCGAGGAGGAGUCGCCACCAGCCACGCCACCGCUUACGGAAUGCCCACACCCGAUAUCAAGGACUACAAAACAUAUCAACAACAAAAACAAAGACAAUAAAAAGUAAAUAAACCUGUAAAAGAAAAACUUUUCGACCAGUUUAAUUAACGGAAAAAAACAGUCAUGAUUUAACAAUACAGAUCGUCUAAACAUAAACUGCUCAAAAAGUUUUAAUGUAUGUUAGGUGUAAAUUUUGUACUAUUGUGUAGUAAUAAAAUAAAUAAAGCCUAAACUGUU
Molecule: messenger RNA, 960 nt
Organism: Pectinophora gossypiella (pink bollworm)
Lineage: Eukaryota; Metazoa; Arthropoda; Insecta; Lepidoptera; Gelechiidae
Exons: 2
Coding region: 61-783 (240 amino acids)
Source: RefSeq, a predicted model, not a curated record